AUGCCAAAAGAACGUAAGAAGAAAGGAGCACGAAAGAACAACGAUCCUCUGAUCAAAAAGCCAAAGCCACUCGGGCAAGAGCCAGUUGAACACAUGGGAGAUGGAGUUUUGAUCAAAGAUGUUGAUCCAUCGAAAAUCGGACAAUCAAUCGGGCAGUCAGGACCUAAUUUUGUCGACCCAAAAAUCACUCGUGGAAUUCUUGAGGCAGCUCGGGAACAGCAGAAGGAAGAAAACCCGAUUGGACUUGACGAUGAAGACGAAUUUCCAGCUCUGGGGGCUAUUACAGCGAAAAAUCCAUUGGAAGAUGAUGACGACGAAGAAUAUGAGGAUAUCGAUGAAGAGGGCGAAGAUGUGGAAGAAGUUGUGAUCGACGGAGAUGAUGAAGAAGCCCUCGCGAUGUUCUCUAAGGGAGGAGAGCGGCAAAAUUUGGCCGAUUUGAUCAUGGCCAAAAUUGAAGCAAAAAAGCAGGAUGUUCAAGAAAUUGUUGGCGAAGACGAGGUUGGCUCUAACUUGCCGGAAGAACUCGUUAUUCACUACCAACAAAUCGGCAAUGCCUUGGCUAAUUACAGAAGUGGAAAGAUGCCAAAGUCUUUCAAACUCAUCCCUCGCCUGACAAACUGGGAAGACAUCCUUGACGUCAUGGCUCCUGAAAAGUGGUCGGCCGCCGCGAUGUACCAAGCCACACGAAUGUUUGCAUCGAACAUGUCCGAGGGUCUUGUCCAGCGAUUUUACAAUGUGUACCUCUUGCCUCGAAUCCGAGACGAUAUUGAAUUUUACAAAAAGCUCAACUUCCAUUUGAUGAGCGCGCUGAAAAAGGCAAUUUACAAGCCCGCUGCGUUCUUCAAGGGAAUUCUUCUUCCAUUGGCCAUGGCAGCAGAUACUUGCACCCUUCGAGAAGCAACAAUCAUCUGCAGUUGCCUGAGAGAACAUUCUAUUCCAGUCAUGCCAGCGGCCGCCGCCAUGCUCAAAAUUGCUGAAAUGGAGUACAACGGAGUCAACUCGCUAUUUUUACGAACGCUCAUUGAAAAGAAAUAUGCCCUGCCUUUCCGAGUUAUGGACGCUUUGGUUUUCCACUUUCUCCGAUUCAAGAACGAGAAGCGCGUCCUCCCCGUCCUCUGGCAUCAGUGUUUCCUAUCGUUCGUGUCAAUAUACGCAGCGGAUAUUUCGGCGGAACAGAAAGAAGCGCUCAUGGAACUAACGAAGUUCCAGAACCACCCGAAGAUUGUGAAUGAAAUCAGACACCAAAUUCAGAGGACUGAACCGAGAGAUAUUGAAAUGGAACAGCCUCCAGAGCAUAUUUUGGAGGAAAUGAUGAUGGCUAACUGA
This is a messenger RNA of Oikopleura dioica, 1326 nucleotides long. The record is from the annotation of a GenBank genome assembly. Lineage: Eukaryota; Metazoa; Chordata; Appendicularia; Copelata; Oikopleuridae.